AUGGCUCACCACGCCAGACCUUCCAGAUUAGUCAAAAAGGAAGAGUUAGGCAAAAGGAAAACUAGUGAAGGCAAAAAGAAAUCUAGCCAAGUGAAAAAGAAAGCCAAGAAGAAUUCCAAAAAGGCUGUGAGUUCUGGAAAAUGCAAAAAGUCAAUGCAAGAAAAAAAUGAUGUAAAGAAAAAGCAACAAGAAAAGAAACCACCUUUGAGCUCAUCAGUUAGAUUUCUCAGGAGUAGUGUAACUAGAGCUUUAUCUGGAACAUCUUGGGUAAAUAUGGAGAAAACAGAUAAUAUUCUCUUUCAUAACCAGGAUUCUUUAAACUUCAAUGGCUUUACAAUGUCUCUUCGUAGCAGAUCAUUCUCUCAUAGACUGUCCCAAACUGCAGUAAUUACCAAAAAAAAGAAAGUUACAGCACAGAAAAGAUUAGAAAAAACGGACAAGUAUGAACAAGAAACCCUUACUAUAUUGGAAGAAAAAAAAGUUGAAGCUGCUGAAAGGGUUUCGAAACAAGAUUCAGCACAAAAUGAAUUAACCCCUCUCAACAUUCUAUGUGAUACAGACAUUGAGCCCUCCAUUAAAUGUGAUAGUCAAGAUAAAAAGAUAGGGAGACCUGAAUCAAGUGUCUCCAUUUCAAAGCGUCUACCAAGCAUUUACAAUCCAGAAGUAUUAGAGGAGGAGUAUGAGUGUGAAGAGCCGCCCUGUGGGUGGACAUCAAGUAAGAUCAAUACAGGAAGCUCAGACGAAAGUUUUACUCAGAAUUCUGAGCUUGUUCCGGCACCUUUUCAUUCUGACUCUAUAAUCACCUCUGAAUUAAACACAAAAAAACAUUUAGAAGAUUCAGACUCAUUUGCAGAAUCCCAUGUAAAGAUUAACUUAGAUUUGAAGCCUGCUGAUAAAGAACCCGAUUCAAAUUCUGACUCUCUAGUUACCACUGAAUCAAAUUCAAUCGUAUAUUUAGAAGAUUUGGGCUCGUUUUUUGGAUCCCACAUAAAAACUGACUUGGAUUUGGUGCCUGAUAAUAAAGAACCUGACUCAAAUUCUGACUUGUGCUGUAAAAGAGAUGAUUCAGAAUCUGAAACAAAAAAUGUAGUCACAGUUUGUGAACCAGUUAAUCUUGCAGUGCAGCAGCCUGUUAAAUACAUUGGUAAAGAAACUUUAUUUCUGGACUCAGGUUAUGUCCCUAUUUCAUCAUCAAACACAGAAAAAAGCAUAGUAGGCUUAGUCUCUACAACAAUUGCAGUCUUCAAAGAAAAUACUGGACAUUCCUCUGAACGGUCUAUUUCAGGGUUGUCCUCAAACACAGGAAGCUCCGCUCUUACCUCUGACAGAGAAAGAAAUGUACAUUCACCAAAUGAUUCAAAACUGCGGUAUAAGGAUUCUUCAUUACAAUCAGGAAGUGUUGGAAUAAACUUGAACUCAGUUCAGGACAGCAAGAGCAACAGCAUCGGUUCUGCUGAGGCUUCAGAACCAUCCUCCUUUACAAACCCAGUUUACAGUUACCCUCUCUCAUAUUCAUCUUUGCUCCCUAUGUUAGAAAAAAAGAAACGAAGACGGUGUGGGGUAUGUGAACCUUGUCUGCGGAAAACUAAUUGUGAGGAGUGCAGCUGUUGCAGGAAACGCAAAACAAGUCACCGGAUAUGUAAAAAGAGAAAAUGUGAAGAACUGAAAAAGCCGCCACCACCAAUAAUGCUACCUUUUGAGGUGCUAACUGAAAACAAAAGGCCUCAGAGGAGAAAGCAAAGAGUUUUAAAGGCAGAUUUAGAAAACAAACCAGUAAAUGGCCUCAGACCAGGACUCAUGGAAUGCAGUAUAUGCAGUCAUGGUGAAAAAUACAGGGUGAAAACAAAUCAAACAGUGCCCUUUGAAAAUGUACAGUCUAAUGAAAAAGAAAGCAUGACAGGCUUAGAAGCAGAGAAGUGGACAGAUAAUGAAAAACCAUCAUUUAGCAUCUGUGUCAAUGGAGAUAUCCAUGGAACUGUGACAGAUAAUGAACACCUGAAAAAUUCUGAAGAAGAAAGAGCAGUCUCUCCCAGUGAAUUAGUUGAGCCAAAAAAGUUGUUUGCACAAACCAUUAGAAAUGGCAUUAUAAACAUACAUUAUCCACCAUCAGAAUCUGAUGUGUCACUGACAAAGGUAAUUGUAGAAGAAAGGGCAGAUUUGACAAACAACUGCAGAGAAAACAACUCCCCUUCACAUCAUACAAAUACUGCUAAUCUGAAUAAUGUUGUAAGCACUUUGACAACUGGUGUUUGCUGUGCUCAUCCAGAAAAACAAGGAAAUGUUUUCCUGAAACAGAAGUCAAACUGUACCUGCAAGACCUUUCAGGGAUCUGACAAUUCAGUUUUGCAAACUAAUUCCAUUGUGGAUAUACAGGAAAGGUCAUGUUAUACACCUGUGCCUGAGAAGGAAGUCCGUGUUGAAAAAGGUGCUGUUAAAAUACCAAACAAAGAGACACAACUUGAAAACUCCUCACUUCAGCCAACUUUUUUGUCCCUGAUUAAAAACAGAAACUUAACUGUAGAGCAGGUUGUAGCUAUUGAAGCAUUAACAAAAUUAUCAGAAGCCCCAUUAGAAGCAUCUGCACCAGAUAAAACAAAAAAUAUUGAACAUGCAGAACAAACAACGUCCCAUUUACUCCGUAAUUACAAAAGGGACAUUUCCUGCUCUUUGACUUCUUCUACACUGAAAGAAAUCAAAGAGACUUACUUACAGAAUGAACAACAUCUCUUGAAUCGCUGUGCUCGUUCACAGAAGCAGCUCCUUAAUAAGGCAGUGUUGUACAAUGGCCAAAGUACUCUUUCUGAACCCCAGGAUAAAUCUGUUAAUACUACCGGUGGAUCAUAUAGAUCAUAUGGAUCCCCAAGAGAGACCAAAUCUUUAUCUGUUUCAGUACCUAAUGCAAAGUCAUCUUCAGGUCAUACUACCAAGAAAAACUCUCUGUAUGAUAAAGUUACCAUUGCUACGUGUUUCAACAAUUCAUGUAAUGCCCAUCAAACAAGUAGCAAAUUGGAGAUUCUGAGCCAGUUUGAGAAAAACAAAGCUUAUAAUGAUCUGAACUUGAAAAGUAAUUUUUCAAUGAAGGAAGGAGGAAUUCACAGCCAGGAUGAAGAAGAUGUAGCUACACAGUUAACUCAACUUGCAGCAAUAAUUGAAUCAAAUCAGACAAGUCCAGAGCAGAAGAAUGAUGUAAAGACAUCACUUCUCAGUCUAAUAUCACAUGAGAUUCAGCCAAAACAUAACCAGGACCAGUGCCUACUGAAGAAAAAACAGUCUGUGUUUAUAAGGCACAAUUAUAGCUCAUUGUUAGUAAAGCAAAAACAGCCAACACAUAAAAAAGGAAAAACUGUACCAUGGAAACAAAGACACAAAAAGAAGCCUCAAGUACCGGACUAUCAAGAAAAUAAUCAAAAACAGCAAGAGCAGUUGGCAUACCAGCAUAAUGAGUUGCAGGACAUUUGGAUAUCAUCAAAACCACUUGGUCGUACCAUGCCACGGGAUUUGAAAAUAGCUGCAUCAAAAAAAAAAUCUCCCAGAACCAAAGUACAGAAGGAACUGAAUCAAAGUACUUUAUCAUCACAACAAAAAACUAGAUUAUUUCUUCCACAAACUCAGAUAAAAAUCCAUAGACAUCUACCUGAGGUACCAUGGGAGAAAACAAAAGACAAGCUGUUUGGCUGUGAAGUAGAAACUGAGCACAUGAAAACUGUAGGCUCCAGUGACACACAAGGUAUUGAUCCACUGAAAAGUGACAUUGUUGUUACCUCUUCACAAUAUAAUGGCCUGCUCUCCAGUAAUCCUAUGGUUGCUUCACAACUUAAAACUGAAUCGUGUUUAAACAGACCAAGUGAAAAUGUACAGAUGUUUACAGAAAAAUAUAGUAAUUCUCAGGUACAGCAAACAAUGAAUGUCAUUCAGAUGUAUCCCUUGCCUCAAACACUUAAUCAGUCUAACCAGAGAGCUCAUGAGAUAUCUGAUGAAGACCAUGCAAAUUUUCAGCAGAAUGCUGCAGAGCAACAAUUGGAUCAGAAGUUGCAAACACUCCCAGUUACCUGUUGUGAGACCCAUUUACCACACACAGUAGAAACUCUCAGGAAUAUAGAUUGUGCAGGUGAAAUUACAGUUCUGACAUCAACAAGUUUGGGUACUGAAAACCCCCAGAGUAUAGGUGACUUGGGAUGUUCUCCAUCAAAGAAUACACUCAGCAGUUUUCUUGAAUCUCCUAUGAAGUUCCUAGACACUCCUACAAAAAAUCUGAUUGAUACGCCUACCAAAAAAGGACAGUCUGAAUUUCCAAUCUGUGACUGUGUUGAGCAAAUUAUAGAGAAAGAUGAAGGCCCAUAUUAUACACACCUUGGGACAGGACCAAGUGUUGCUGCUGUCAGGGAAAUAAUGGAAAACAGGUAUGGAGCAAAAGGAAGUGCUGUCAGAAUAGAGGUAGUGGUUUAUACAGGCAAGGAAGGAAAAAGCUCUCAGGGGUGUCCGAUUGCCAAAUGGGUGAUACGAAGAAGUAGUGAUGAGGAAAAGUUGCUGUGCUUGGUACGUCAGCGUGCAGGACACCACUGCCAAACGGCCGUCAUAGUGAUUCUGAUUUUGGCCUGGGAAGGGAUUCCUCAUCUUCUGGCUGAUACAUUAUAUAAAGAACUGACACAGAGUCUCAGAAACUAUGGCUGUCCCACAAGCCGUAGAUGUGCAUUAAAUGAAGACCGCACUUGUGCAUGUCAAGGACUUGAUCCUGAAACUUGUGGAGCCUCAUUCUCAUUUGGCUGUUCAUGGAGUAUGUAUUUCAAUGGCUGUAAAUUUGCCAGAAGCAAAAACCCCAGGAAAUUUAGACUUCUCACAGAUGACCCUAAACAAGAAGAACACCUUGAAAAUAAUUUGCAAACUUUAGCUACUGAUGUGGCUCCACUUUAUAAGAAACUUGCUCCUGAUGCUUUUCAGAACCAGGUGGAAAAUGAACACCUGGGCCCAGACUGUCGUCUUGGAUCCCAGGAUGGUAGGCCUUUCUCUGGUGUUACAGCUUGUAUAGAUUUCUGCGCCCACGCCCAUAAGGACACACACAAUAUGCACAAUGGAAGCACUGUGGUCUGCACAUUAACAAAAGAAGAUAACCGUUCAGUGGGGGUGAUACCGAACGAUGAACAGCUACAUGUGUUGCCUCUUUACAAAAUUUCACAGACAGAUGAAUUUGGCACUGAGGAGGGACUGGAAGCUAAGAUAAAAGCAGGAGCAAUACAGGUGCUUACUGCUUUUCCCAGAGAAGUACGGAUGUUAGCUGAGCCACUUAGAGCUACAAAGAAAAAGAAGCCAGAUACAAAGAAGACACAAGUUGAAAAGCAGACAUUAGCAGAUAAGAAAUAUUCAACACCAGCAAAGCUGAAAAUUGGAGCUCCUGAAAAUCUUGGUAAAACUUCACAGUAUUUAGGGAACAAAACAGAUGCUUUGCAACCUGGAAUAAAAAUGGAGACUUCAGAUCACCUUUAUGCCAUGAAACAUACUUCAAAUGCUACUAAAAGUUGCUCUGUAUUAAAACAAUAUACUGCUUCCUCCCCUUUUAAGGUGGAUAGUUUACAUCCUUAUUCGUCAUUAACACAUAAGCCUAGCAUAACAGCAGUGACUGAUAUUCAACAAGAUUUUUCAGUUCCCUACGGGUAUUUCGAAUGCAGUAGUAAGCAACCUCAUGUCACACCUUAUAUUAAAUGUAAGAAUUUUGAUGUGUCAGUUAAAGAUUAUACUGGAAUUUUUCUGAAUGAAAAGAGGAAUGGUGUGCCACCAAUUCUUCCAGAUAUUACUGUUUCAGACCACCCAACCCUUAAAGACCCCCUGCAUAGUAUACUUGAACACCUACCAGAUGACAAGCAAAAUUGUCAACUGCAAUUAGAAAAUGCUCCUUCGCAAUCGAUCAACCCUUGUGAUAUGUCGGUACCAUUAAACUCUCCGGCAAAGGAUGUAACCAGAAAUGAAGCUAACACGUCUCAAAAAUGUCCAGUGGAAAAAGGUGGCUCCCAUCAAGAACAGAUUUGUGAUUCCAAAGCUAGUGAUGAAAAGCAAAGAAAUGUGCUGGCAGAACCAAUGGAUUCUGAAGAAAAAGCUGAUGAAAUGUGGUCAGACAGUGAGCACAAUUUUUUGGAUGAUGAUAUUGGUGGUGUUGCUGUGGCACCUUCUCAUGGUUCUAUCUUAAUUGAAUGUGCAAGACGUGAACUCCAUGCCACAACACCCAUUAAGAAACCAAACCGCAGUCAUCCCACACGAAUCUCUUUAGUCUUCUACCAACACAAAAAUUUAAAUGAGCCAAAACAUGGAUUAGCAAUGUGGGAAGCAAAGAUGGCUGAGAGAGCAAAAGAGAAGGAAAAAGAAGCAGAAAGAUUAGGGACUGAAAAUACUGAACUAAAAUCUAGCAGCAGGAAAACCAAGCAGAGCAGUGAAACCAGAGAGAUUUUCUAUGAAGAAAAUGAGUUCAACCAAAUUCCAUCACGCAGAGCGUUAACAGUAACUCAAGAUAAUGUAAUAACAGUGUCUUCUUAUGCCCUCACUAGAGUUGCAGGGCCCUAUAACCAUUGGGCAUAGGUUUUAGUAGCAGAUGCCUUGCCUUGGUGCAGUGUUAUACAGUAUUUCUUUAAGGUGCUGUUAAAGAACAGAGUCAUGUGUAGUUUACUAUUUGUUCAUCUCAACCAUUUUAAGGCUGAGGUAAAAAUGGGGAUUUAUCUUAAACUGUGACUUUAUAUUUUAACAUUUGGUGGUGCUUGAGCACAUUUUAAGCAAAAAAAAAAAUUGUAUAGUUUUAAUAUGUUCUAAAAGAAGAUUUUGGUUAGGUUAUUAACCUUGAUUGAAUCAUUCAGUUUAUUACCUUUAGGAAAUUAUAUUUUGGUGCUUUAAAUCAAAUCUGUUUACUACAGAACAAGUCAUUUAUAGGGAUUUUAACAGAUUCACAUUUUAUGAUGUAAAAUCAAAUUAUACAGUGAUAGCUCUACACAGUUCUUGGUGCUUGACCACAUCAAACAGUAAAAAUAAGCUGAAUUAUUACUUCAUGGUGCCAUUGCUCCAACAACUUCCAAUCAUUGCUAAAAAGUCCAAAUUACAGAUAAAUCUUUUAAGAGAACCAAUGAAAUUUUCUCUCUCUAGAGUUUUCACAAUGUAUAAAAUGAAGUUAUCACUAGUGAUGGCUGGAAGUUGUUUGUAAGCUGUAAAUAUAUAUUUUAAAAGCACUUUCUAUUUUUAAAAUUAACUUGAACUAGUAUAGUAUGAGGAUCAUAUUGUCUAAGGUUUGUGCAUACUCUACAGAAGAAAUCAUUUUGUUCUUGCUGUGUAGAUUUCCAUACUGUUACAAUUGCAAUAUGUAUGCUAAUGACAUAUGUGAUUGUUUUUAGACUUUCCCUUUUUCCAUUGAAGAUUUUUAUGUUACAUAUAAACAGAAGAGUAAUAAAAUGCAGAAACUUUUAAUUAUUUACAAAUAUGGAAUGAAGAAACAUCUUGUUCAAUGUGUGUUGCUAUUGGGGAAUUAAAUAAUUAAUUUUUUAAAGACAAAUUAUGAUGAUUUAUUUGAGCAAUAAGCACAUUAGUCUGACUCAUCUAAAGCAUUGCAAGUUAUGUGACACAACCAAAUGUUCCUAAUGCCUCAGGGGUAGGAUCGUUUUGGGAUUUAAAAAAAAAAAAAAAGGUACCCCCUAGAGUUACCUUACUCUGUUCUGAAAAAAAGUUAUAAAAAUGACAAACUAAUUGUUAAAAAAGUAAGAAAUUUUCAAUAUCUAAUGUUUAACAGCAAGUCUUAUUUGAGAAUUCCAUUCCAGAAUGUUCACUAGCUAUUAGAAUGCUUUUUCAGUUCAGUGAGUUUUGUUUUUUUUUUUACAAGCAUAUUUUGUAUCAUUUUUAAAAAUGAUUUAUUUAUACAUUUCAUAUGGGAACAGUUGUUAGUUCCAAACAUUUGAAUUUAUGUUCUGCAUUUCAGUUGGAAAAUUCACACAUCACCAAAUGAUUAUGGUUACAUUUUGCUAAAUGAGGAAAAGUAGACACUCCAUUCAGAAAUAAUGUAGCAUCCAUCCCACUCUUCUUUCUCUGAUUCUUCUCUCCUCCUCAUUUCUGUUUUAUUAUUUAUUUAUUGAAUCAUCUAAUCACCAGACAAAAAAGUUGUUUAAGUAAGGACCUUGUCCUGCAAGCCUUACUCACCUUCUCAGUCCAAUUAAAGUCAGUGGGACUACCCAAGUAAGGCCUACUCUUGUGCAUAAUGGUUGUGGGAUAAGAUCCUACGGGUCAAGCUCUACCUUAAUUUUACCUGUGAAUACUCACAGUGUAUGUAAUCCCAUAGAUGUAACUGAGGUUAGUAUUUUCUAUUGAGAACUUAUACCAGUAAUAUACUUGAUAAUACUAUAAUGCAGUGGUGCUGUAACAAAAGUAAUCUGAAAUGUCUAGAUCCACUUUAUCUAAUACCUAGACAAGGUGCUUUUUUCUUUAAAAGUUAUAUAAUAAUUGUGAUAUUUACAGUUUUGGUACAAAGAAUAUGUGAAUUUUAUUUUUUACACACAGUGCUAACUAGAACCCUGAUCCUGAAAAUACUUACAGGUAGGAGCAGGUCCAAUGAAUUCAGUAUUUGCAGGAUCAAGGUCUAAAGUUGCAAUCACUAUGUAAUGAUAUUGGGCUAAACCUAAAAUCCUUAUGUAGACUGACUAUUGAAAUUAACAGGAAUCUUAAUGGAUAAGGACAGGAGGAUUGGACCCAUUCUUUGUAUUUUAUCUAGCUCAAAGUAAAAUUUGUGAAAACCCCAUAUGCUGCAAAUUUUAGUUUAAAGCCUGUUAGUUCAAGUACAGAAUAUGAAGGGAUUAUAAAUAAUAAAAAUGUCAAUAUUAUGCCAUCAUUUUGUACCAGCAGUUUUCUGCUUCUUAAAUAUGUAAAGUACAGUAUACAUUAAAUCAUUAUGGUAUUUUGUGUGCCUUAGAUUUCCAUUUUAAAACUUGUCUGUUUUUUGUGAGGCUAAAAAUUACAGCUGUAUAUACAGUAAGUAGUAUUCUAAGUUGCUCCAGCUGCUCCAACAACAUAUUUGCUAUCUGAGUACCCUUGUUUAGCACCAUGGUCAAUUAUCUACCAGAAGGAUUACUUUGCUACUAGUAAGUGUCACUGAUAACACUGAUAGAUUUAGACAUAUUAUAACUUCACAAUAAUUUCACUAUGCCAUAUGCAUGUAUAGUGCAAAAUGAAGGAAUUCUUUAUUUCUCCGCAAUUCUACUAAAUACCAUUUUUAUUUCAAAUUUAGUAGGAAAAGUUUCAGGGCCGUUAUUCUGCUAACAAGAAAUUCAAGAAAUAUUAAAAUGGCUGGAAUUUCCAUUUGAAUCGUUCCAGACCUUUAGGCUUGUGUGUGAUUAGGCAGUUCAAGUGCUAAAAACAAUUAAUAGAGAAAACACCAGCUUCCUCAAAUACCUGAAAAGCAGAAUAGGUGCAUCUUAAAUGGCAUCUUUAAGUAUGUUUGUCUUUUACAAGGCACUUCUCAGUUAACUAUCAGUAGGGACUCAGCAAGUCCAAGAGGGAAAUCCAGCUCUAAUAGAUUCAUAAUGGCAAUGUUAAAAGAGAACAGUAUGUCUGAAAAGCAAAUAUUUUCUAGUAAAUAUAUUGCAGUAUGAGAAAUACAUCUAUUUACUGUAUUUACAGCUGUGUGCUAUUUAUUAUAACAUUUCAGAAUAUUUAUCAGUCUUGUGCACACAGAUCAAUGUUGUAUUGAGUAAGAUUGUACUUGCAACAAUAUUGUCCUCUUAAAAGUUACGAAUUUUAGGAAGUGACUCUUUCCCUUCCAUCCCACACAACUGCUCUAUGACUUCCUCUCACGCUUAUAGAUGCAUAAACUUUAAGGUCAGAAAGGACCAUCAUGAUCAUCUAGUCUGACCUCCUGCACAUUGCAGAAGCAGGAUCUUUCCAGAUUGGCCAGCCAGGUCAGGAACCACAUCUGAAGACAAAACAGCUAGGAAAAACUGUAUACUUCCCUUGAUCUGUAACAAACUUAUAUUGAUUUCAAUAGGAGUUUAUGUUCAUAGACAGACAGCACUAUAGGGUUCCAAGUCUUUAACUCACAGUUCUUGACAGUUUGUUUCCCCACUACCACCACCUUUUAUAUCACCUCACAGUAUACCACCAAGGACUGUUGCAACAUAACAUAGCAACCUUUGAUUUUCCAGCAAGAAUAUCCCUAUACGCUCCCUCUACUAGGCCUGCACCAUCACAACACCUCAUUUUGGAGGAAUGGAGUGAUGCUCUCUAGAGACAAGUAUCAGGGGGUAGCCGUGUAAGUCUGUAUCCACAAAAACAACAAGGAGUCCAGUGGCACCAUAAAGAUUAACAGAUGUAUUUGAGCAUAAGCUUUCCUGGAAUUGACACCUCAUCUAUUAUUGGGAGUGGACUACACCCUGAUUGAAUUGGCCCUGUCAACACUGGUUCUCCACUUGUGAGAUAACUCCCUUCUCUUCAAGUGUCAGUAUAUUUAUGUCUGCAUCUGUAAUUUUCACUCCAUGCAUCUGAAGAAGUGGGGUUUUUACCCAUGAAAGCUUAUGCUCAAAUAAAACUGUUAGUCUUUAAGGUACCACCGCACUCCUUGUUGUUUUUGCUCUCUAGAGAAUAUCACUCCUGUUUGACUCGCAGGGGUCACUGUUGCAAUAGUACAAUAGCUCCCAUUGAAACUGUGAGUGUUACCACUGCAAUACUCCUGCACAUGCUGAUCCAAGGAAUGAGGUACCAAGCUGGGAUCUGACACUUAGAACCCACAGAUAGUAGCAGAGAGUAUGACUAUAAGGCCAUAUGACCAGCUCACCUCAAAUAUUGUAAUAAUACUGUACAAAAUUCAUACAAAGACUAAUUGCUCAUAAGCUACAAUUAAGAUGUGAUCAUAUCUUUCUGCAAAUAAUCCUGAUUUUAUAAGUCAAUGUUUUGUACUUACAGUGACCACCAUUAAAACAAGUCAUGCUUAGUUACCAGAAUGUGUCCCUAUGCUUCAAAUAGGAAAUAACUCUAGUAUCUGAAGUAACAUGGUGUGAUAACUGUAGGUAAAAAGCAACUUUUUAAUGCUUACUAGUAUACAUAACACACAAUUGUUUUCUCCUUUAAAAACCUUUCAAACACCAUUACAGUAUUAUGCUAACUUUAGUGGGUCAAGUUCUACUCUCAUUCACAUCUGUUUAACCCCACUGCAGUUAGUGGAGCUCUGCAGAUGCAAAUACAGUAGGAUUUGGGCCAAUAUGUUAAUGUGCUUCUAGUUAAAUGUAGAAUUUUUAGGAAACCUUGUUAACAAAAUUGUAUUUGCAUUUUUAUAUUUAAAAUGUAGGGCACAAUCCUACCUUAAAUUACACGGGGGAAGAUCAAUAUGACUCUGUGUGAAAUCAGCUACCUGGUCAGGCCAAGUGAUAAAAUAUGCUUUCUAAUUUACAGGCUGCAUAAAUAUUUCAUUUCUUCUUAAAUUUGCACAGAAAUGCUUGUAGUAUGGACACGUACUCCCUCCCAAUAUUUGAAAAAUUAAUUUAUAUGCCAGUUUUCAGCCUAUUUACAUGUAUCAACAUUUGUGAUAUUCAUGCAGUAUUAAAUGAAUGACCUCUCACAUCCACUGUGGCAGUUAAAAUAGCAUUUCUUCAGUAGUGAGAUCUUUUUGGCAGGUCUUUGCAGUAAAAUUGUCGUCGUGUUUUAUUUCUCACAUAUGGAAUAGUUGGAUGGCUAACCAUAACACAUUAUGAAAGCCCUUGAUCACGCGUUGUGAAAUUAUAGAUGAGGAAGAGGCCAAUCACAUAUGGAAACUCUUUUCUAAUUUAACCAAGUGGCUGUUCAACCAGUAACAGCUAUAAGGCCACUUUAUCAUCAAAAAGUAAAGUGCAAAGAAAUACAAUAAUUGUGUUAUGACAUUCUGGCAUUGCCUUGCAAUCUCUGUGCCAUAACAAUUUCUGUUUGAUAGGGAUGUGUCAUCACAUCAUGUCACUAUGUACUGAUGUAUGUUAAUUCCAUUCCUCCACUUCCUCUUGUGGAAUCAAUUUCUUCUCUGUUCUCUCUGCCCCAAUCUGUACUGGCCUCUGGAAAAAGAGAAGUCACUCUUACUUUGAUCUGCCUAAUACAUGUACCCUGGACAGAGACGUGAGCACUGCUAUAAUCGCUCACUCUGCCUCAGAUCCAGAUAGAGCAAGUGGAGGACUAAUCGGAUAUAUGAAGCCCAAAAUAGUUAUAAACCAGGCUAUGAAGAACCGCAUGCAGCUUGUGAGCCCUGACUUGACUUGCUCCUUAAGCCGUUUCUUGGUUGCCUAGGUACUGUAUAUCCAUAUCACCACUGUUUAUUUAGAUAUAUCGAAUUUUAAAUACACAAUCUUUUUUUACUAAAGUGUAAAACUAUGGCACAUUUAUAUCCAUCUCUUUCUUUUUAAUCUUAUCUUAGAAGCAUGGUCAGUGUAAAAAGUACUGAGAUUUUGACUGCUCAGUAUUUUAGUGGAGUAGAAGUGAAACCACAGAUCAGAGUUUUCUGGGAUCACCUGAUAUUUUAGAAAAAUUGUCUUGAAUUAUAUUGUUUAUAUGGUACUGAUGUAUGCUGCUGUAAAACUAUAUGAAUGCUAUUUUCCUGGGACUCUGACAGAGGAGAGAUAUGUAUCACUUGAGGCUAUCCCAGGGACCAAAAAAUCUCUAAUAAUAUUUAAUUAGGUACAAGUAUGUAGAAGAUUAGGAAUAGCCUCUAAAUAUUAUGGGCCAGAUUCUGAUUUGUUACACUCAGGUACAUCCAGAGUAACUCUACUGAAGUCAAUAGAGUUACUCCAUAUAUACGCAGGUGUGACUGAGAUCAGACUCUGUCCUCUGUCUAUGCUAGAGAUUGUCUAUUUCCUUUGAUAUAUGAUUCAAAGUUAGUACUAACUUCAUGUUAACUUUUAUCAUUAUAUUAAAAUAUUUUAGAUGUUUCAGAGGAGUUAGUUAAAUGUUUCAGUUUGAGUGUAAUAUUUCAGUGUCAUUUGUGUGCUGCUUUGUUUUCUAAAUAAUGGAGAUAAUUCUCAGUGUAUACUACAUCUUCUCCCUCUAGGACAUUUCAUUUGCUAGCUUCAGCCCUAGGCAUUAACUUCUGUUCUGUAUAGAUGACACUGAACUCUACAACUCGCUCAUUUCAUGCUUUGAUUCCUUCCUAGCUCAUCUGCUGUAUUUACCCAUUUUGUCUGUCAGUGCUUGGUGACCCUAUAGCCUUCUGCUGUUGAAUGCUUUAAAGAGUUAUAACUUCCUGCAUACAAGUCUUCUAAUUCUCUUUAGCACGGACCUUUCCUCCCAAGGGUAGCAAUGUAAGCAUCAGCCUUGCUCCUGACUUUUAUUUUUUAAUCUCACCUCUUCCUUGUCUGUAAAUCUGUUUAUCUCCACCUCUGAAGUUUACAAGAAUUUAUUAUUAAUGUAACUCUUUCAAAAUCUAUAUUCAUGUCAAUCAUUUUCUGUCUUAACUCUGAUAGUUGCCUUUUUUAUCAUCCUGUUAUAGCCUAACUCUUCCAUGGGGUGCAGAAUGCUGCAGUUAAAUUACUUUUUCAUUACAAGAAAGAGGAGCAUUUCAGUCCACCCCUUCACCUUCACUAUCAAUCUUCAUAUCCACUUGUAAACUGCCCAUUUAUUUUUCAAAACUCUCCAUAAACUUUUGGCAUCCUACCUUUCUGACCCUCUAUCCACAUAUAGUCAACAAAGUCCGUUUUGCCAGUAUUGGCCUCUUCUCUGCCCACAGUUUCAGCUCUCCAGAGCUGAAGAUCAUUCUUUGCUUGUACUGCUGCAUCUCUGGCAUUCUGUCUUUCCUUCUGUAUGAUUUACUCUGUUCAAAUCUUGACAUAAUAGAUAAGAUUAUGACUCUCCCUGCAAAGACCCACAAGCGGGAGAAGGUGCUUCCUUGUGUCUUCUGUUUGUCCCUGUUCAUGGAUCAGCCAUAAUCCCAGUGGGAAGUUCAAGGACUGCAUAAAAGUUAGUGCCAGCACUGGCACUAGACUCUCCAAAGAGGAGUGGAGUUAUGGAUUUGCCUUUUCUUCCUCCCUUCACAGCAGCAAGCAGGGCUGAUUUGGCUUGAGCAGGAAGGAGUAGAACACAAACUGCACUCUGUGAAAAGGUACAGGGGUUCCAGCUUUGCUGUGUGCUUCUCCACUCUGUUAAAAUUCUCUUUGGGACUCCUACUAUUCCCCAGCCUCUUCUUACUUCCCCCAUCCCAAAUGGGCUGUAGCUUAAAGCCACAUUUUAGUCCAAAUCUUCCCAUUCUCUUUAGCCUACAAAUGACACUAGAUCCUCAGUACUGCAUCCUUCAGUUCUUCCCCCACCAUAGCUAAUCUGCAAGAACACUUGCAUGUUUAUCACUUUUAAUGUUGACUGUUUUCUUCUCUCCUACUGGAUCUUCAUCCAUGUCAUUUUUCCUUUUAUGAGUUGCUGUGCGCAGCUUGAAAGUCUUCUCUCUUCUGCCUCUUUCUUUUAAGCAUUUUAUGACACUUUGUAUGAAGGCUGCUAUAUCAAGAUAAGUUGUACUGUUGUGUGAUUCAGAACCUGCAGGGUUAAUUCAAAUGAAGUUAAAUUGAUGGUACAGUGACACAGUGUUCAUUGGUGUCUAAUUCUAAAAUGCUAAAAGCUCCCAAUGAUUUAUUUGCAAUGACUGCAGGAUUGGGCCUUAAAUUGUUUUCGAUGUUGAGUCAUACAUCAAUCACUGUUUCAGGUUGACAACAUUUUUAAAUGUGGCUGUACUAUCACUCGACUGUUCUCCCCACUUUGUGCGCCAUUACGGCCUUCCACAUAAAGUCAAAGGGUACAAUACUGUUAUAAAUAGAUGCCAAAAUUUUCUGUGGGUAGGAAGUAGAACACAAUUGACAAUUAAGCUACAUAGAGAUGUCAUAUGCAGUAGACUGAAUGUAUUCAAAAAAAAUUGCUGUUACAGCGUCACAUUGGAACAGGUUUCAGAGGAGCAGCCGUGUCAGGCUGUAUCCGCAAAAAGAACAGGAGUAGUUGUGGCACCUUCGAGACUAACCAAUUUAUUGGAGCAUAAGCUUUUGUGAGCUACAGCUCACUUCAUCGGAUGCAGUGAGCUGUAGCUCAUGAAGCUUAUGCUCAAAUACAUUUGUUAGUCUCUGAGGUGCCACAAGUCCUCCUUUUCUUAUUGGAAUAGAUGUCAAUCAUUUGACACUUAAUCGAUAUCACAACUGUUGCCACAGAACAUUUUAAUACUGUAUUGUGGAAGAUUUUAUGAACUGUUCGAUAAACAUUUUCGAUGUCUUACUUGUUUCUUGUUAUAUACUAUUACAAUGCAAAAGUUUUUUUAAAUAUAAAAAUAAAGGGCCUUUUUCUCAUUUACGCUAAGGUCCUUUAACACCACUCUCAGAGAACAAAAUGACAUUAAAGUGGAAGUGAAUGAAACUGACACAUAGUAAGUUGUCUUUACUCUACUAGGGUGGUGUAAAGAAAUCUUAGUGUAACUGAGAAUCAAGCCUCAAAGUUGACUGUGCAAUCAUCAAUGGAUGAUCUUCUUUACAAUAUCUCUACUGCACACAUAUUGGCCAGCAAGAUCCAAACCAUUACACUGGUGUUUAGUUUAGAGAAAAUUAGAAAUGUAGUUUAGAAAGAUAUUCUAAUCUAGCUUCUUUUGUAGGAUAUACAACUGUAGGCUGACCUUCUUUCCCCAUCUUGCCUACAAAAAGAAUGUGGUAAGGGGUUUGUACCUCAAAUUAGUGCCCUGGCUAUAGAACUGGUAGGAUUGUGAAUAAUAAAAAUUGCAAAUUUGAGCAAUUUUUCCUCAAAUAAUUAUUCACAAUGUUUUUAUUAUCAUUAUUAGACAGCUUUACUUGACCACUUGAAGCGGGGUUGUGAGAAUUCACCCAGCUCCAUUCUCUGCUGACAUAAGAUCCAGUGAGGUUUGUUAUACUGUGUAAUAUUGCCACACUAGAGGGAAAUGUGAGGCACAAAGCUAAAAGCCAAAGUUUUCUCACCACCCUAAUUUUGGUGAUAUUAGACAGCAAAACCAUUAGCCCAGUCCUGCAUGCCUGAGUCAUGAAAAAACUUCCAUUGCAGCCAGUGUGAGUUUUGCAUUAGCAAGUAUUGAGCCUCAUAAGCUUACACUAUUGUAUUGGAAUUAUAAAAUGGUCCCCUAAAAAUAAACAAAUGCUGAGGAGAAAAAAACAUUUGCUUUUCAUUCUUACAUGUCUAAACUGUGGUGAUAUUGUACAUCACUAUAACAGACUUCUUUUUACUUUUGUGAAUGUCACUUUAUAAUUCUAGCAAAACACAAGGCAACCUUUGCAUUUUGAAUGUUGUAAGCCUUUAGUCCUCAAAAUAUCUCCCAAGAUUAAAAAAAUUAUUACAAAUCCAGAGAGGCAAACUGAAUAUUCCAAUAAAGUUAAAAGAAAAUCUGUUUUAAGUAUUAAUAUUGGACAUUUAAUACUUUAACAUUUAAUUCUUCUACUAUUUCUUUGCUGAGUUUGGAAGAGGAUAGUUCUUGGUAAUGUCACAAUAUCAUGACAUGUCAUAAAUGCUUUUUAAAAACUUGACGUUACCAGACACAACAACAUUAUUUUUUAAAGCUACAAUGUCACAUUCAGAGAAUGCAGUUUGAUUCUCUCCUGACUUUUAUGAAAAAACUGAAAAGAUACAGGAUGCCAAAGGAGAAAAAUUGAUUUUUGUUUGAUCAAUAUAUUCUGUAUAUUUCUUGCUUUCUUUAUAUGGAAUGCAUUUAAUAUUUAUUUUGCAGCUUUGAACUUCUGUGUUUUAGGGAUUUGGUGGUGUUGUUUUGUUUAUUGGUGUUAUCAACCUACUGUAUUUAGACCUGAAAAAAUGAAAUAACUUUUGAAAGACAAAAUACAAUUUUCUUUUUAACAUUAACAUAUUUUUAGUUCCUAAAGGAGAAAAAAACAGAAAGAAAAAGCACUUCAUUAUGUCACAGUAUGUACAGAAGAAAGUUUAAAAGUUACUUCAUGUCUCAUACAUUUGGGACGCAUCUAGUGUAAAUCCACAUAGCCCCAUUCAAGUUAGAGAAGCUAUGUGGAUUUACAUCAGUGAGGAUCUGACCCUUGAAAUCUUCUCUGCAGCAAAGGGAACUCUUACCAGCAGUACUUGAAGACUUGUGAGUUGUGACUGCAUGUUACUUGAAAGACUUACUUAAACUCUGUUUUUGGUGCAAGCAGUUGUUGUACACAAUUUCAUGUUUAUGUAGCAAGAUGCAUUGAAAUGUUGAUAAUAGUGUUGAAACAUACAUGUAAAGAUUGUUGUUGUGGAAAUUGUCUGUUCUGUUAUAUUUUUCUUGUGUGUCUCAUUAUCUGUUUAGAACGUAAAUUUUCAUUUUUUUAUCGUCCUAACUGAAUAAGGCUAAAUGAAUACUGUAAUUGAAAAUAUAUUUUAAAUCUUGUCAUGAGUUUUUAAAAAAAGACUAUUACAAAUUGUAUCAUUCCUGAUUACACAGAACUUUGUGGGUGGUUUUAAAUAAAUUUUAUACUUCUA
Chelonia mydas (Green sea turtle) is the source of this 17418-nucleotide messenger RNA. RefSeq names its product tet methylcytosine dioxygenase 1 (gene TET1). NCBI's taxonomy places the organism in Eukaryota, Metazoa, Chordata, Testudines, Cheloniidae. The transcript has 11 exons. The record is from RefSeq and is a predicted model, not a curated record. Gene Ontology annotation, cellular component: nucleus. Gene Ontology annotation, biological process: oxidative demethylation; positive regulation of transcription by RNA polymerase II. Bases 1 to 6564 code for a protein of 2187 amino acids. Gene Ontology annotation, molecular function: zinc ion binding; DNA 5-methylcytosine dioxygenase activity; DNA binding.